UACUUCUGUGAAUAGCGUGUUGAAAAGAAGAAGAGAACUUAUAAAUCGAGCAACUUUAUGUUUUUGUAACAAAAUAGUUUCAUAUUCAUUCGUUAAUAUAUAAAGGCCUAAUAAUGGCGUCCACAGUGCAAGAGCGCCAGCCGCUGAAUCGUAUGCCUCUUGAUAAAUGGACUACGAAAGAACAGCUUUGUCUGGCCUCGGCUGUGUCUCGCAGCGGCGAUCAAAAUUGGAUGUCUGUGAGUCGUUCUCUAAAACUUAUAUGUGGAAAUGGAAACACUGCUCGCCCGGUCGAUUGGUUUUCCCAAAAAAACUGUGCCGUACAAUAUGGUCAUUUGUUGGAAAAUGUUGAAACACCAAAACGCAAAAAGCGUACGAGCGAAAGUGCUAGUGAUUCUUCUUCGCCAGGGACUGUGGAGACAACCCCUGAUUUAAUUUUGAGACGUCUAAAUGACGAACGAAUUCAAGAGUUAAAGGCGGAAAUACGUAAAGAGCAAGAGGAAUUUGCCCAAAUCUGUAGGGAGCUUAAGGCAUUGCAAUCGGAAACUCUUUACGAAGAGCAGUUGCAUGAAUUGUGGAGUAGCAUUGAAAAGCAGCAAGAACAAAAACGCGUUGAAGAAAUGAAAUUAGAAAAUCAAAUGCGUGAAAGAGAACAAGAAAGGUUGGAGAUGCAACGUAAUUGGCGCACUUUGACACAGAUCACAACGCCUGUUGUUUCGCCAACACAAGCAAUCACCACUGAUACAACAUCAGUGGAUAUGGAUGUGGAAGACAUAAUAAGAGAAACAAGUCCGCAGCAAGAAGGGCUUACUGCUUCAAAUUCAAUGCAGCAGAAACAGUCAACCCAGCCGGGAACAUCACCAUUAUUAUCUUCUCUGCUCAAGUGUCAUUCCCCUGUAAACACUGCACCGCCAACAUCUAUAAAUACAUCUGCUGGUUCGUCGAAUAACUCUGCGCGGUCAUCUGCACCAACUAUAACAACUCUUCUAACUUGUGGAUCUAUACCUAAUAAAAACCAGCCAGCCAUUACAUUAAAAGCUAGUAUACCACCACAAAAAGCCGCCCAGUUACUUUCAAGUCCGAUUAGUGGCCCGCCGACAAUAACAUCUGUUCCCGUAACAACUAUAACAGCGCAAAAUUCAUUAAGCCCGUCACAGGCCGCCCCAACUUUAUCUAUGUUAUUGGAAAGGAAUAAAAUAUCGGCAACUGCAAAUGGAAGUAACGAAAACCACAAGGAUGCCUCGAAGCAGGCGCUGUUAGAGGGAACACCAAAUGUAUCUGAUUCUAACAAAGACGAAAUUCCAAUGGAACUUGACGAGGAUAUUGUCUCACAUGUUGAUGACAAUAAUGGGAAUAUAAUUAGCGCAAAUGAAUCUGAAGAACCCGAUCCUAACGAAGAACAACAAUUACUGGAGGUUUUCAAAAAUAUUGGCAACAUCGAUGAAUUAGAUAUAGACGUAGCUGCAGUUAUAGAUGAUGAAGAGGUGGAUUUUCUAAAGGACAUGGGUGCUGAUUCACUUGGUGAGACUACGAACGUUGCGGAUUUUGAGCAUAAAGAGGACACGAAUAUUAUCUCUACGACAUCAAACUUAGUAGCCGAAAAGAGUAAAGAUAAUGAUAGGCAAGAUAUUGCUAUAAACUCCGAAGGUAAUGGUACAUCCUCUGUUGGAUUGGUGAUACUAAAUCAAGUGGAAGAAACAAGUAAAACAGUAACCGGGGCAGAAGGUAAACCCAAAAAAAUAGAAACAAUUUCCAGUGAUGAUUCAAAUGACAACAUACCAUUAGCUGCUGUUGCUUCGUUGGAGCAAAGAGCGGCCCAUGAGAAAGAGAUUUUUAAAGAAAAAAAUGAUUCAAGUCUAAAAAACGAUGACAUAGAAGAUAGCAAUGAGUUCAGCAAAAACAAAAGUGACCAAACAACCAAAAUACUAUUAUCUUCAUUUGAGGAAGAUAAUCAGGCACAUGAUAAAUUAGAGAAACAAUUAGCAGAUUUGGUGGGAGCAAAUGAUUUAGAUGAAACAAAAAACUUAGACGAAGAUGGAAAGUCACUAGCAUUAAGUGAAAGUUCGGAUGUAAUAGUAAUUCCAACCGAUGAUGAUGACUCUUGCGGAGAUAAAGCGGGUCGGAGAAAUGAGAAAUCAAGCGUAGACGUAGAAGCAGCAAAAAUUAAAAAAGACUUGGAGUCCGAUGUAGGCGCUACAGAAUUGACAAAGAACGCAACUGGACAAAACGAGUACCCGACAGAAAUGGUCAAUACCUUAGCCGGCACCAACCAAGAAGCUCUUGUGCCACUACCACCAACAAUUUCAAUUGCUGACACUGAUGAAGACUCGUCGACCACAGACAUUAGUAUAGUCACACGAAAAGACGAUAAAUCGGGAAAUACUUCAUUAAAACAUAAUACACCCCUAGCGCGCAAGGGGUUACAUGAUACAAUACGACAAGACCAACAAAAUAAAACAGAUGAUGAAUCUACCACACAAUUUUCUUCAUCUUCGUCAUCAUCUGUUACUCCAGCCCGACCGCCAAUGCUGCGAAAAUUACGUGACCGAGACCGUUCCGAAAGCCCUAUGAUCGAAGGCGAAUCACACAUGGCAACCAAUAAUAUUAAUACAACUCCUCUUGAAAAUUUAAACAGUCAACGUCUGCGGCGACGCUACUCCUCAACACCUAUUAACGAUAGCAUACCAAACUCUCCCGCCUCAAGUGAUCGUGAUCGGGACGAGUUAGAAACACGCGUUCCUAAAAAGUCACUGUUGAGUAUUUUUCAUGUCCUUCAGUAUAGCAAAAAUGCCAGUGCACUACAACGAGCAUUCCACGAAGAUGUUAAAUUUGAUGAAGUUUGCUUGCGCCCAAUGGACAUGCUUUCGAUUAGAAAAUAUAUUGAAACGGGUACUAUACGCAAUGUGAGUGAGUUACAACGGGACAUUAUGUUAAUGUGCCAGAAUGGGUUAAUGUUGUUUAGGCACAAUACCGCGGGAUUCAAUGCUGCUAAUGCGUUCAUGCAAGAAUGCCAAGCUUUACCCGAAUUUGUGGCAAAUACAUAUAGCUCUGAUAGUAACAUACAAAUUAAAGAUAAUAAAGAUGUCAGUAAGUCACAAAACGUAAGCGGUACAAGCUCAAAAUCUCGAAGUGGUUCGAGAAAGAGCCAACGUAUCUCCUAAGAUUAGUUUGAGGAAAAUAUUAAAAAUCCACAUAAAAAAAUGAAAGUAUGUAUUUACUAUAUUAUAUUGUUUCAUUAAAAUUUAUAUUAGGUUUAGUGG
Molecule: messenger RNA, 3257 nt
Organism: Anastrepha ludens (Mexican fruit fly)
Lineage: Eukaryota; Metazoa; Arthropoda; Insecta; Diptera; Tephritidae
Gene: Brd8
Product: bromodomain-containing protein 8
Exons: 2
Coding region: 114-3158 (1014 amino acids)
Cellular component (GO): NuA4 histone acetyltransferase complex
Molecular function (GO): protein binding
Source: RefSeq, a predicted model, not a curated record